UGGCAGUUGUGCAUCAUGAAAGAUGACCCAGCAGAGGCAGAGCUAAUUUUGCGUGAUGCUCUUCAUCUUGCCUGUAAGAGUGAUAACAAGAAGGCCAUCACUUACACUUACGAUUGGGUGGGAAAACUUUUUAAGCCAACAAUGAGUUACCUGCUUGGAAGGGCCAUGGAACAGGAAGACAAUGCAAUAAUAGAAAUCUCUCUAAAGCUGGCCACUAUUUAUGCUGCUCAGAAUAGACAGGAAUUGGCUCUUGUUGGUUAUGAAUUCUGCAUUUCAACUCUAGAGGAAAAAAUUGAAAGAGAAAAGGAAUUAUCAGAAGACACUUUGUCAGUGGAAGAGAAAGCCAACACCCAUCUCCCCUUGGGCACGUGCCUAGACACCCAUGCCCGCUACCUUCUGUUCUCCAAGCAGCCAUCACAGGCACAAAGGAUGAAUGAAAAAGCUUUGCAGAUUUCUGAAGAAAUACUAGGAGAAAGACACCCACAGACCAUCGUGCUGCUGAGUGACCUGGCCACCACCCUGGAUGCACAGGGCCGCUCCGAUGAGGCCUGUGUUCACGUGCAGAGGGCAUCAGACCUGGCAAGACAGGUGGGGCACCCUGAGCUCCACGUGCUGCUCAGGAAUCUAACUGCGAUCCUGAUGCACAGAGAACAUGCACAAGCAGAAGAGAUCUACCAGGAAGCACUGAAGCGAGCAAAGCUGAAAAGAGAUGAGGUUUCUCUGCAGCACAUCAGGGAAGAACUGGCUGAGAUGUCAAGAAAAAGGAGACCUUUGUCGUAACCUUAUCAAGCUCUAGACCUCUUUUUGUUGUAGGGAAUUUAUAGUAACACCUCUUUCUCUAGUCCCAGUGGCACCCUGAUCAAUGGCUUAAAUUCCUUAUCCUUGAUACUCAAGUCCCCUCAACUUAGCCUUGCU
Molecule: messenger RNA, 915 nt
Organism: Lagenorhynchus albirostris (white-beaked dolphin)
Lineage: Eukaryota; Metazoa; Chordata; Mammalia; Artiodactyla; Delphinidae
Product: tetratricopeptide repeat protein 19, mitochondrial-like
Exons: 1
Coding region: 16-780 (254 amino acids)
Biological process (GO): mitochondrial respiratory chain complex III assembly
Cellular component (GO): mitochondrial inner membrane
Molecular function (GO): protein binding
Source: RefSeq, a predicted model, not a curated record